UAAGUAAGAGCGAUUUGGCAAAGAAUAUUCAGCAGCAUGUUCCGAUACUUGGCACUUCUCCUGGCUCUCUCAGCUGUCGCCUACGGCGAACAUGCUCAGUUCGAUGAGUUCGGUCGCAUCGUUGGCGGAUCUUCCGCCAGCAUCAGCGACUUCCCGUACCAGCUGAGUCUGCGAUGGAACAACGCCCACUUCUGUGGUGCUGCCCUGAUCUCCUCGACAUGGGCCGUCUCCGCGGCUCACUGCACCGUCGGUCGUACCGCAUCAGGAAUGUCCCUCCAGGCUGGAAGUGCAAACCGUCUUUCCGGUGGACAAGUGCGCGCCGUUUCCUUGGUGAUCAACCACCCCAGCUACAACGCGAGGACCAUUGACAACGACAUCAGUCUUCUCAGAGUGAGCGCUGCUUUCACCCUGAGCAGCACCGUCCGUGCUGUAGCUCUUCCAUCCCAAGGACAAGCUGUUUCCAGCGGUGUCUACGCCGUGGUUUCCGGAUGGGGCACCAUGACUGAGGGUGCCAGUAGCUUGCCAACUGUUCUGCAGCAGGUUUCGGUUCCGGUUGUUGCCCAGACCACCUGCAACCUUCUCUACUGGGGUGGCAUCACAAGCAACAUGCUCUGCGCCGGCUACCUUGCCGGAGGCCGUGAUGCCUGCCAAGGAGAUUCCGGAGGCCCUCUUGUCAGCGGUGGUUCCCUCAUUGGUGUCGUAUCUUGGGGCAGUGGUUGCGCUCGUGCCAACAACCCUGGAGUCUAUGCUCGCACUGCCAUCUACCGCGACUGGAUCAGAACCAACACCGGUGUCUAAUCUUGACGCCUUUGGAAAACGUGAUUUUCGGAAUUGGUAAAACUGGCAUUGCAAACGUUUGGUUCUCUAGAAUUCGAUCAACAGAAAUCUAACAGAUCGGACAAAUGAUAAUGAUCU
Molecule: messenger RNA, 915 nt
Organism: Diprion similis
Lineage: Eukaryota; Metazoa; Arthropoda; Insecta; Hymenoptera; Diprionidae
Product: trypsin-1-like
Exons: 2
Coding region: 37-798 (253 amino acids)
Biological process (GO): proteolysis
Molecular function (GO): serine-type endopeptidase activity
Source: RefSeq, a predicted model, not a curated record